AUGUUGUUACAAAUUAAACUAUAUAUGGUUUCAGUGUUGUAUUUGUUUGGAAUAUUGUUUAUGAUAUUAUUUCCGCCCCGUAACUAUGAGCAAUCGGGUGCUAAAAUGAGGAAAAUACGGAGUACGGGAAGUAGCUUGAAGUAUUUACAGUACAUUGAUCAAGAAACAUUAUUAAAUAUAACCAAUCGCAUGGCGAAAGAAGAUCCAGAAAUGGUGCGAUUAGUACACCUCACUCCACGCACUUCAAACAACAAUUCUAUAAUAGCUCUAGAACUACACAGCGAUACACAUUCUAGGAAACCGGGCAUACUCAUUAUAGGAACACUCAACGGUAUGGUGUGGGGAACAACGAAUGCAAUAAUCGAAUUGGCUGAAAAACUAUUAUAUGAUGCUAAUUAUCAAACGCCCUUUUUUAAUGACUAUGACUGGUACCUCAUACCCGUAGUGAAUCCAGAUGCGCUUAAUUUUACUAAAAGUUUGCGAAAGUUUCGACCUAUCCAAGAACUGCUAUGGUCACGUAAUAUCACCGCUAGAAAUAACACCCGACCUUCUCUGUGGCACAAGAAUGUAAAUACAGAACUUGGGGACACCUGUUUUGGUACAAAUAUUAAUCGGAAUUUUGCCUAUCAUUGGCGAGGUAAGUGA
Molecule: messenger RNA, 645 nt
Organism: Zerene cesonia (dogface butterfly)
Lineage: Eukaryota; Metazoa; Arthropoda; Insecta; Lepidoptera; Pieridae
Product: carboxypeptidase B-like
Exons: 4
Coding region: 1-645 (214 amino acids)
Biological process (GO): proteolysis
Molecular function (GO): zinc ion binding; metallocarboxypeptidase activity
Source: RefSeq, a predicted model, not a curated record